Molecule: messenger RNA, 455 nt
Organism: Paramecium octaurelia
Lineage: Eukaryota; Ciliophora; Oligohymenophorea; Peniculida; Parameciidae
Source: the annotation of a GenBank genome assembly
AUGUAAACUAAAGAGAAUAAGUAAAAAUUUGCGCUCAUUUUUUUAGUUCCACACUUUCUACAAAAUAUAUCAGAUCUGAUGGUAUUCGUAAGUUAAAUGAUCUAACCAAUUACGAUACUAUACGAUAAUAGCAGAAAAUGUAGAUGAAGCUUUCAAUGAGCAAUCAAUAUUAAAAGAUUCUUGGAAGAUUGCCAGAUGCUAAGUUUUUUAAUCCGAAAUAAGAAUCAUAUGUCUCCUAUCCUUGUUAUAAUGAGAAAUAUUUAAAAUUUCCUAAAGAAAUUUUAUGCAAACUAAAAAAAAGAGUAAAAAUAAAUUUAUAUCUUUAGACCUAAGAUGACGAUUGCGAUACCGAUGAAGAAGUCAAACAACAUUCAAUAAAUCACAAUGUCACAGAAAUUAUAAAAUCAUUAUCUUCAAUAAAUAAAAAAGCAUACAAUGCAUCAGAUUAUUUAUGA